This is a messenger RNA of Anoplophora glabripennis (Asian longhorned beetle), 1113 nucleotides long. RefSeq names its product INO80 complex subunit B. Lineage: Eukaryota; Metazoa; Arthropoda; Insecta; Coleoptera; Cerambycidae. The record is from RefSeq and is a predicted model, not a curated record. Gene Ontology annotation, biological process: chromatin remodeling. The transcript is spliced from 3 exons. Gene Ontology annotation, cellular component: Ino80 complex. The coding region runs from base 65 to 877 and encodes 270 amino acids.
UGACAAGCCAAUCAAAUUACAACAUAACCUCACUUUAAAUUUUGGGCAUAGAUUGGAUUAAAUUAUGGAUCAAGAUGAAUCCUCACCAAAGAAAUCGAAAAAGAGCAAACAGAAAAAAACAAAAACUACCCUCUCUGAAGAUGGGUCUUCAUCGAACGAUUUGGUCAUUGCCGAUGAACCUGUAGUCGUCACUCCAAAAGCAAAAUCUUUACCUAUCAACAAACCUACUCUCAGUACACCCAACUCUAGCAGCAGCAACAAGAAGCGAAAAAAACGAGACAGUGCCUCAAGCGAUGAAGAGAGGUGGUUAACCGCUAUAGAAUCGGGGAAGCUGGAAGACGUAGAUGACGAACUGAAGAAAAUUAAGCCUAAAGAUCCUGCCUUGAUGACAGCUAGGCAAAGAGCUAUGUACGAUAGAGGGGUGGAAGGAAAUUCGUCCUCUACUACCCCAACCCUUAUGUCGUUACCCACAGGGUAUAAGGAGAAAGUUAUGACUGCAGAGGCGAUCCAAAAGGCAGCGAUAAAGUCCCUGAAACGUAAACAACUAGCCGACGAGAAACGUGAGAAAGACAAGAAGAAGACGAUGGAAAGGCUCCUCAAGAAGCAAGACUCAAAAGCCGCGAAACAGGCGAAAUUGAAAGUGACAAAGUCUGCGGUGCCCUCUAUCGUUUAUAGACAGAACCAAGACAUGACGUUAUUGUCUUUUCCUGAGGAGUACGAUUACCCGCUGAAACCCCAGGUCGCUCCGAAACCAGCCAAAGCAAAAUAUUGCAGUAUGGGUUGCGGUAAUAUUAAGAAGUACUCAUGCGCGCAAACGGGGGCGCCGCUAUGUAGUCUAACGUGUUAUAAGAAAAAUAUAGCCAGUAUGAUCAUCUAAGAACGUUUUCUCGAAAAUGUGAGGGAAAAGGGAGACGAGAGAAAAGACGUGGCGAAAUUCCUAAGAGAAUGAAAGUUCCAGGGAAGAUGAGAAUCCCAAGAAAAUAUUUGUUCUUCGUAUGUAAAUUAAAGGGAUAUGCAUCAUUAAUGAACAAUAUAUGUUGUAUACUAAGUGUUGAAACAAUUUAUUAGUUAUAGAAAAAGAAAUAAGGAACUUAAUAAAAAACUUGGAAACUU